Messenger RNA from Penicillium bovifimosum, 1038 nucleotides. RefSeq lists its product as uncharacterized. The transcript has 2 exons. The record is from RefSeq and is a predicted model, not a curated record. Lineage: Eukaryota; Fungi; Ascomycota; Eurotiomycetes; Eurotiales; Aspergillaceae. The coding region runs from base 1 to 1038 and encodes 345 amino acids.
AUGGCUUCAUCUUCGAGUCGCGGUCCAUCGCAUAAUGGCGUGCUUCAUGAAUAUGCUCCAAGGCUAGUAGCCUUCGAGUUCACCCCACCAGUAGAAGGCGUCAAUAAGACAAACAGCCUCCUGUUCGUGGGUGGACUGACAGAUGGAUUCUGCACUGUUCCAUAUGUGUCCAAGCUAGCUAAAACUUUGGAAAACACUGAUUGGUCAGUCUUCUCCGUUCUACUCUCAUCUUCAUAUGGCGGAUGGGGGGUCGGAAGCCUCGAUCGUGAUGUGGAGGAACUCGGGCAAUGUGUGCGCUUUAUUCGCGAUCUCAAGGCAUCCCGCCAGCCCGGUGCACCUUCAUCAGCUGGGAAGAUCGCGAUAAUGGGUCACUCGACCGGAAGCCAGGAUGUGCUCCACUACCUUUACUCUCCCAACCCCGUGCCGCACAAGGAGUUCGAUUUCGGCCUGCAGCACAUGGUCCGCCCGGAGCUUGAUGGUGCCAUUCUACAAGCGCCUGCCUCGGACAGACAGGGCCUACAGGCAAUCAUCGAGUCCUCUCUGCAACCCGACGAGCUCAAAAAGGUUUACGAUGACCUUGUGACCUUUGCUAAGGAGCAGCCUUAUACAGAACCGAACAGCGAUGCAAUUCUUCCGAUGAACUUGACUGCACGACUCUCUUAUCCAGCUGACACGCCUCUCAGUGCCCGGAGAUUUCUGAGUCUGGUCAGCCCUGAGAGCCCUGGAAAUCCAUCUGAUGAUGAUCUCUUCAGCUCUGACUUGAGCGAUAAGCGCUUGGAGGAGACCUUUGGGGCGGUGGGAGCGCAGGGCCUUCUCAAGUCAAAGAUACUAUUCUUGUAUUCAGGCGAAGACGAGUAUUGCCCCGACUGGGUGGACAAAGUGGAGCUGUUGCAGAGAUGGAAGCGAGCUACUGAAGCUGGUGGCGCCAAGUGGGAUUAUGAAAACAGCGGAGUCAUCGCUGGAGCCAGCCACAAUGUUCAUGGGGACGGUCAGCAGGACCUCAUUGAUCGAGUUUUACGUUAUCUCCAGUCCAUUUGA